Molecule: messenger RNA, 7031 nt
Organism: Antechinus flavipes (yellow-footed antechinus)
Lineage: Eukaryota; Metazoa; Chordata; Mammalia; Dasyuromorphia; Dasyuridae
Gene: SMPD3
Product: sphingomyelin phosphodiesterase 3
Exons: 10
Coding region: 606-2612 (668 amino acids)
Biological process (GO): sphingomyelin metabolic process
Cellular component (GO): cytoplasm; extracellular region
Molecular function (GO): sphingomyelin phosphodiesterase activity
Source: RefSeq, a predicted model, not a curated record
AGGCGCGGAGCUGUUCAGAGCACCUGAGGUGCUGAGUCCGAGGGAGGCUCCGGGCGCGGAGCCGAAGCUGAGGCCGCCGCCGUCACGGUCACCCGCGGAGGGAUGGGAACCGAAGCGAGCCGGGAUACUCCGCAGCCUACGAACUGAUAGCCCACCGGCGUCAGGAGAGAGUCGCCUGCCCACUCGUCUGUCAGAUAAGGAAUUACCAAUAAUUCUUAUUCUGAAGAAAGAAAAACUUAAAACAUUGGAGCAGACAAGGAAUUUUUCUUCAGGAUUCACGGGGCGCAGCACUGAGGGGACCCUCACUCCUUGCAAGGAAGAUUGCUGUGUGACUGUGUUUGCUCUCCCCCAGGCACAGUAUGGACCCUUGCAAUGAACAAUGACUGACCUUGGAGGAUUGCAGAGGCCCAAAGAACAGAGCAAUAGACCCCUUUUCUAUGGUCUGGUUGCCCAUCUUUUUUGGAGGUGACGACUUUCAUCAGCAAACCCAGUACUGACAACCAUUCCUUGCCCUUCCCCCUCACCCUCAACCCACUAGCUUGGACCACUCAUCGUCCUGGACACCAUGUAGUAGGGCUUCAACGGGGCGUGACAACUGAGUUGCAAUGGUUUUACACACUUCCCCAUUUCCCUGCUGCUGUCUGUCCCUUCUGCAUAGAAUUUCUUGGGCUCUGAUCUUCCCAUUUUACUGGCUUAUGGACAAAUUCGUGGCCUCCUUGAUACCGACUACCAAUGAGAAGUGCCAAAGGGGCUCCCUGUGCUGGGUCCUCCGCUUCAUCUUCACCGCCCCCAUUUACUCGGCCCUCUGCCUUCUCUCAGUCCCCAGUGCCAUCUGCGGGUUUCUCCUGUGGAACCCACUGCAGCUAUGUAGGCGGCCGUACAUCUACUCCAGGCUGGAGGACAAGGGUCAGGCCGGUGGAAGCAUCCUGCUCAACGAAUGGAAGGCCACGGGCCCCGGGAAGAGCUUCUGCUUCGGCACUGCCAACGUCUGUCUCCUCCCUGAAUGCAUGGCCAGGGUGAACAACCUCUCCAACACGCAAGCCCGCGCCAAAGAAAUCGGGCAGAGAAUCCGGAACGGGGCCAGUCGGCCCCAGAUCAAAAUCUACAUAGACUCCCCAACCAACACUUCUAUCAGCGCGGCGAGCUUCAGCAGCCUGGCGUCCCCCCAGGGCGGCGAUGGUCCUAACAAAGCCGUCCCCGCGGGCAUCAAGAGAACAACCUCCAUGGAGUACAAGGGGGACAACGGCAGCCCCAACAACAGCGAGGAGCACAGGAACCCCAAAGCCGGCGGCGACUUCCAUGAAGCCGAAGACAACGCCUGCAUCAUCCGGAUCGGGGGAGAGGACGGCGGCCAGCUGUCUGACCCAGAAGCCGAUGGCACUGGGGACUGCCAGAUGGAGACCCCUCCGGAGAACAAAGCCGAGGGCCAGAAGGGCCAGACCCCCAACCACAAGGCAAAGGAUGGGGACGCUGGAAGCUUAGACAGCUACACGGCUUCCCGGGAGUCCCUGGUGAAGGUCCGCAUCGGGGACAGCCCCACGGAGCAAGGGUCCGUCAACAACAAGCUGCUCCACAAGACCUCCAUGCUCAAGAAGACCUCCCUGCGCAAAAAGAAGCAUACGGACGAGAUCUUUGACCAUGAGAUCUCUGCCUUUUUCCCUGCCAACUUGGACUUCCUGUGCUUGCAGGAAGUGUUUGACAAAAGGGCGGCUGGGAAGUUGAAAGACCAGCUCCACCAAUAUUUUGAGUACAUUCUGUACGAUGUCGGGAUCUACGGCUGCUGCUGCUCCUGUAAGAUCCUGAACAGCUGCUGCCCUUGCAAGAGCCUCAGCAGCUCCUGCCCCUGUAAGAUCCUGAACAGCGGCCUCCUUUUUGCCAGCCGCUACCCAGUCAUGGAUGCUGUCUAUCACUGUUACCCCAACGGAGGAGGGACUGACGCCUUUUCUUCAAAGGGAGCCUUGUUUGUUAAGGUACAAGUGGGAUGUACACCUCAGGACCAAAGAAUCGUGGGAUAUAUUUCCUGCACCCACUUGCAAGCUGAAGGAGAAGACAGCACCAUUCGAUGUGAACAACUGAAUCAGCUUCAGGAUUGGCUGGCUGAUUUCCGAAAAUCUACCUCCUCCUCCAGCACAGCCAAUCCCGAGGAGCUCGUGGCAUUUGAUGUGCUUUGCGGAGACUUCAACUUUGACAACAGCUCUUCUGAUGACAAGCUGGUACAACAGCACUCCCUGUUUACACACUACAAGGAUCCAUGCCGUAUUGGUCCAGGGGAGGAUAAGCCGUGGGCAAUUGGUACUUUUUUAAAACAAGAUCGCCUCCACGACGAGGAGGUGGGCACUCCAGACAAUCUGCAAAAGGCUCUGGAAAGUGAAGAAGGGAGGAAAGAGUAUAUUGACUAUCCCACCAGCAAGAACCAUCCUACCAACCAGAAGGUAUUGGUGAAGGGCAACGGCAGGAGGAUUGACUACAUGCUCUAUUCUGAGGAGGGGCUCUACCUGGAGUGGAAAGUGGAGGUGGAGGAAUUCAGUUUUAUUACCCAGUUAGCAGGUCUGACUGACCACCUACCUGUGGCCAUGCGCCUGAUGGUCAACACUGGCGAGGAAGAGGUAUAGAUGCGCCAGCCCCACGGCCAGUCAGGACCCAGGCCAACCUAAGAAGACCUUGUCUAUGUUCUUCGGAUUCAAAGGACUUUUUUCCAGUGCCACGUGAGCCAGAUGAAAACACCUGGCCUCCAGUUGCCUCUCCCAACACCUCCAAAGGUGGACCGGGUCCCUUCCCCGUUGCUCCCUGGAGCUGGGGAGAGGGGACAAGGAUGAUAGGAGGUGAGGGACCCAAAGGGAUCCACGAGGCCCGAGACCACUGUCUGGAGCUCCUCGGGCAGCGGGCUCAGCCUGUAUUUCUACGUGUUCACUGUGGACCAAGGAAUGCCAGUGGCCAGGCGGGUGGGGAGGGGAGGGAGAGCCGAGCCCUAAUUCCUUUUAAUCAGUGCCAUUCUUACAAAACAUGGUUUUCUAUGAAUUAUACAGCACAACUUAGUUUGUAAUCUGUGGGGUAGUGCUAUUCAUGGGUUUUGCAUCAUUUCUUUGUAUAGCUCUUAUAAAGCUGAAGGCUUGGUUUUGGAUUUCCUUUUUUUAGCCUGCCAAUGUUGUCCUAGCAUGCCUGUGCCCCAGCAUGCGCUCUAACUGCAUGCUACACACUUGAGAUGAACAGCCAUUAUGAUAGCCAUAGGGUAAAAAUAGAAAACAAAAACAAAAAAAGAACAAAAAAAGAAUUCGAGAUGCAAUCGGGAAAUAAUCCAAGAAGCCCGUGUGGAGUGCUGGGCAGUCAUUUUUCUUUUCCCACCAGCACAGUGGGCUUUUCCAAACCAACAACAAUGUUCUGUCUCCAGUGACAGGGAAAAUGCUGUGUUCCUUUCCAAAGGUCUACAUUUGAGGGGAAUUGUGUUUUAGGAAGAAAAAAAGUCCAGAUUGAGGUUCCCAGGAAGGGGGGGGGCCCUGGCAGUGAGUCAGUGUGGGUCCCCACCUGGCUCUGAGCUAGACUCCCAGUGCUCCUGAGAGAGGCUCAGCGUGGCUGAAAUCAGGAAAAGGAUGUUUCUGGGAGAGGGACACGAGGAAAAGGGAAAACUCCAAAGACAGAACACGGGAUUAAAUGGAGUGGAGGAAACAUCACCCCAAGUGGGAAGGAGCCACCAGCAUUUUUAAACUACUGGUUGGGAGCGUUCUUUCCUGUCUCUGCACCCCCAGUUCUGUUUCUAUUGCAUGACCUUUCUUAGCUUCAGACCUGAGUGACUUUGACCAGAUGACAAAGUUAGAACUUCAGGGUUCUUCUCUAUUGUGUGGUAUCACUGGGGAAGAAUUGGGGAAGAAAAAAAAAAAAUCCCUUUGUGCCUCAGUUUACCCACUGGUCCAGUGGACGACUGGUCCCUACCUCACUGGCCCAGCUGAGCCCCAAGGGAGUUGGCUGUAUCGUCGCUGACAGAUGUCUGCCUUUAUGGUCAGCUUCUGUGACGGUGUCUCGAGGAUGAAGUCUGUCUUGGCCCUUUUCUAUCUCCUCAUCCCGUAGCCACCCCAGAUCUCCUGGGAUCUCAUUCCCAGUUGCUCAGCACAUCUACCUUUUCUUUUUGGCCCACUGCCGAGGGCCCCUGGACACCAAGCCAUAGCAGGGAGAGGGGAGGGGGGCACAACUAAGGAGCCUUUGAGGGCUGGGCCUUCACAUUCCCACUGGGCUCUCCCAAGCAGAGAGUUCCUAGUCAACCAAACAUGAAAGCUGAGAAGGGGAUGUCAAGAAACAAAAGAAAAUGGCCAAACCCAGCUCCCCCAUUUGGUGAGAUCUAGCCUAAUGCCUCCCGCCACUAGAUCUCUGCACAGUCCACACAAAUGGAGAGAAAUGGCAUCUUGAGUUCUCAGACCAACGGCCCCCGUGGCCCCCUCCUGUACCACCUGCUUGUUCUCAACUGUGCUUUCUUUGGGUUCCCUUUAGCUUGUCCUGGGCAGUUCCAGUCCCAGGUGUCACUGCUGCAGGGGACAAGUUAAAGUCACUUCACUCUCACCACCCCGGGAUCGUUUGAUCCUGGAUUAAAAACCGCCUCUUCAGGAGCCUGAUGCCCAGCCGGACCUGCUCCGACACGGUCUGCCGAUUCCCCGUAGGAACAUCCUGUCUUAAGCAUCUUCAGCUUUAAUUCUCUUUGUAGCCUCUUUAAAUAGAAGCAAUCAGGCAUCUUCCUCCUCCUCUAACCCUUGGAAUUUUUUUAACUUUAAACUAUUUCUUCGAUUUUGACCUUGGUUUUUUGGUGAGCUCUAGUUUUAAACAGAAUGUUAUUGAUUGCUCACAUAACCAUAGACACCCUGAGCUCUUACUCACAUCUGUCUUAUAGCCCAGCAUAGCCCACAGUAAGAACAGGGUGACGUCAGCCCCAGAACCCCACGGUACAAAUUCUCCUUGACUUAGUGCAUUGACCCUGUGCCUUCUGAUGCCUUCAUCUACAGGACAGGCUGAGUGAAGUUGAUGGGCAGGGGUGAGGGUGCGGACAAAUGACUCCCUCCUCCCAAUCCGGCCAGUCAUCAGCCCUCAGCCAAAUGCAGCCAGGAGGCAAGACUGGCUAUGGACAGGUGACCAGGGUGUGACCCAUCCAGAGGCCUUAAGCCCUUCACAGCCAUGAGACACUGCUACUGUUUGGGGGAGCAAAUCUCCCUCCCAAGUCAGGUAAGCCCAGGGCAGCUCUAGGAAUGAUUCUGCUAUAGGACUAGCCCCAAGGUUUGGCCCAAGUCUGACAUCUAAUUGUCCCAGGCAGGUCAACAGCAGCUGUGGAACAGAAGAGCAAAGAAUAGGACUCAGGUUAGCCAAGCCGUCUGAUGGGCAGCAGCGCUGCCUGACACUACUCCGUCAAGAAAGGCUAUUUUUCUGAAAGUAACAAGUUUUAAGUUGUGAAACAAAGGAUGAGCUGGGUAUCUAAUCAAAUCAUUCCACUUGCUUAGUGAAUCCUCCCUAUUCCUGAUCCCACCUCCACGGGUCACCAAGGGAGUGAUCACAACCACAGAAAGCAAAGGUUCCUAGCUAGGCUAGGAAGAGAGCUGGAUCUGCUCCGAGGGAGCAUUGCCAGUAUUCUGCCAUCUUUACAGGGUGUUCAUCCAGAAAUCGUGAUUGCAGCAUCUCUACUUUCCCAAGGCUACAGUGCUCAGAGGCCCUCCUACUUAACCGUUCACUCACUGUCCAAACAAGACUGACAUCCUUUUGGAAUCAUCUUCUCUUUAGAAAGAGCUAGAGAAUCCCAAUCUCUUGAGAGAAGCCUUUAGACUCUGGGAUUUUUUAAUAUUCACUUAUUCUGGUUUGUCAGUGCGCAUGAAUCGUGAUCGUAUGAUUGAACACACGCAUCAGGUUAUGAUUGUUCUAGCUGUGAAGAGUCACAGCCAUGCCGAGCAGGCGUCCCACACACAGGGAGCCUUGCAGAGCACCCCGAGUCUAGGACCAGUGAGGAGAGUGGCACUUUUCCCUGGCUGGAUCCAGCAGGGGAGCCAGGGAAGACUGAGGGUCAGUCUUUGUAAGUCAGGAAGGGUGCCUCUCUCCAUGAGGGAGGCAGAACAUGGCUCUGCCAAGCAGAGCCAUCUGCUAGGAACUGUCCUCACGGCUCUGGAAGUGAUGGCUGGGUCACACACUCCCCUCCUCCCCAACUAUGUGGCCUUAGGCAAGCCUCUCAAUGUCCCUGGACCUCCAUUUUUGUCUUCUGUGAAAUGGGGACAAAAUCUGGCAAAUCUGUGGCUGGAUGGAGCAGUUUGUUCCCUCUUUCCCCUGGGCACCUGGCCCUGCUUUUGUCCUUUUUGAUAGAGAUGCUCACUAGGUAGUGCUCAGAGAUCACAACUUUCCACUCCUAAAUACUGGGCAAUCAGCCCUGAGCAUUUGCUUGGUCAUCCUGAUUUUAUGAAGCCUGUGUUCAAAGGGGAUUGUCUAUAAACUAAAUUUUUACAAUUUUUAAAAAAUUUCCCUGUGAUUCUAAUUCAAUCAAAUCAAAUAAUGUUCAAGCUGGGAGUAGUUCGUGGUCUCAUUCUCAGCUCAGAAAUGAUCAUCUGCUUCUGCUUCUGCUUCUGCUUUUGCUCCUCGGUUGGGGAAAGGGAAGAUGUCUCCGACCAGCCCCAAGACAAGCCAUGCAUUGGGACCCAGUUCAGUCAGAUGGCUUAUGAAGGAAGCGUUUUCAUGUGUCCAAAACCAUCUUGAGUUUUAAGUAUGAAUAUUAAUCUUGAUGCUUUUUAAAUAUUGUAUUACUGCUAAGGUUUAGAAAAUACUGUUUUAAAAAAACUUUUUUAAUUUCAAUAAUUUUUCUGUAUUGUAUCCUUCUGGGACCUGAUGGGGUUUUAUACGGUAAGCACACCUAACGUUUUGGUAAAACUGUAUCUGAUAUAUAUCCAACUGUUUCUUCCCUGUAAGAAAACAAGUCUUACACCUAAUAAAAUAUUUUGAAGGGUUUUUUUUUUCCUUUAUUGGUGCUGAAAGGAAUGAAUAGUUGAUGUGAAGGAGAAAAUAAAACAUUAAAACUCAAA